AUGGGUUUCUUCGACAUGAACAAGAAGCCGAAACGGCCUGCCCAUGAGCCCCGGGCCCCCGUCAAGGUUGACCAUCUUGGAUAUCCUAUAGCUGGUCCUCCCCAUGCCCAGAGUCACUUUGGCAAGCCGUCUCCGCCGUUCCCAUCGUCAACACCAUACCACCAUCACCAUGGGCCGCCAUGCCCUGCUGGGCUCUUGUUGCCCCAACCUCAGUCUUGUGCUCAGUCUCAACCGAGUUCUGGUAGAUACGGCGCUCAAGCUCAACCAACAACGCCUCCCGUCAUUGUAAACCAGCAUUAUUAUCUGAGUCCGCCUCCCUCUCAGAAUAGCUCUCUGCAAUACCCGACCAGCCCUUAUAUGCAUAGCAACUCAUCAACAGCACUCAGUAAGCUCAAGCUAGGCUCCGCGGCCAAUCUGGCAACCGAGUUGAUGCCCACAACUGCCGGACACCACCUCAACGACGGACUCCCACGCUGGCAUUCUUAUGGCUCCCAGCUUCUGAACCAGAGCGCUGCAAUGUACGACCAGUUUGCUGGCAUGUUCAACGAUGUCAUCUCUCUCAUUGAUCGCGAUACAUACACCGGCAACGAAAAUGCUCUCUUCAUGUACCAGCAACCAGGUCCUCCGCCAGUCGCCACCCCAUCACAAGAAAUAUCCAAGAAGACCAAAGAAACCCCAAAAGAGUCAAGAGCAAAGGACGUCAGAUCAAAAGGUGCGGUAGGCGCACCGACAGUUGUCGUGGCGGAUUCCAUUGUGCCAGGAGGAUACUUUUCUAAAGUCGAGUACUAUGCCAAUUCAAGGCUUCCCAUGGACUUGCGUCCAUUGCGACUUUACAUUCCGACAUAUCCCUUGCUCUGCCUGGCGGCACAGUACUCUGAACGAGUCUACGAGAAACCCACGGGCGCCGAGAGCAACGCGCACGUCAAUGCCGACUGGAAGACGGGGGCGAAGGCAAUGUGCAUAAAGUCUGUCCCUAUGGACAACCUUAACACAAUCGUCUUCGCUAUUCGUGGUACUGCGAGUUUCAUGGAUUGGUCAGUCAACCUCAACACGGCACCGACUUCGCCGAAAGGAUUCUUGGAUGAUGCGAGCAACUUCUGCCAUGCCGGAUUUCUCAAAGUAGCCCGCAAAAUGAUUGCUCCCGUGGCAGCCCGGCUCCGCCAGAUGCUCGAGGAAGAUCCUCGUAGAGCUUCAUACUCUUUGCUCAUCACAGGCCACAGCGCAGGUGGUGCCGUGGCAGCCUUGCUGUACAUGCACAUGCUCUCAACGUCAAAGUCGGCUUCCUCUGAAUUGAACAAUCUGACGUCAUUCUUCAAGCGCGUGCAUUGCGUCACGUUUGGAGCGCCGCCAAUCUCGAUCCGACCACUUGAGAAACCGAAUCGGCUUGACCUGCGCAAGUCAUUGUUCCUGAGCUUCAUCAACGAGGGAGAUCCCGUCACUCGCGCUGACAGAGCGUACGUCAAGAGCCUGUUUGAGCUCUUUGCAGCACCAACUCCAAAGGACAAGCCGCCGCGCUCUUCCUCGGGAACAAAGACCAGCAGCAAGUCUAGCGACAGAAAAUCAUCAUCUUCGAAGCAAUCUUCCUCUCAGUCAUCAAGCUCAUCCAAGCGCACAAACACAGUCUGGAAAGUCCCGGCAUGUACCCUGAGCAACGCGGGGCGGCUCGUGGUCCUCCGGUCCGGCAACCCUGAUGCACGAGUUCGCCGAACAAAGACCGUCGAAGAGCGGCUCAACGAGGGUGUCGUGGCGCAGGUCGUCACGGACGAGCAGCUGCGAGACGUCAUAUGGGGUGAUCCGGUCUGCCAUGUGAUGAGACUCUACGCUGCGAGGAUCGAGGUUCUUGCCGUUGGAGCUGUGACUGGUAAGAGGGGGCCCUAAGCAAGAGGUGCGAAUGGUUUAAUAGAAAUGAAAGAUGAAAGAUCGGGCUCGCGUCGUGGGGACUUUCUUCUCGACAACCACUGGCCAAGACGCUGAGCGGCUUGUAAUAUCUUAUAUAUCACGACUUGACGACGACUUUGGGUACUGGAAAUGCGUAUGAUACCAAAUUUUACAGAAUCAAUUUUUAAAAAGAAAAAUUCAGCAAUGUCACUACAGCUG
Molecule: messenger RNA, 2097 nt
Organism: Microdochium trichocladiopsis
Lineage: Eukaryota; Fungi; Ascomycota; Sordariomycetes; Xylariales; Microdochiaceae
Product: Alpha/Beta hydrolase protein
Exons: 3
Coding region: 1-1878 (625 amino acids)
Biological process (GO): lipid metabolic process
Source: RefSeq, a predicted model, not a curated record